Messenger RNA from Cyprinus carpio (common carp), 2405 nucleotides. RefSeq names its product procollagen C-endopeptidase enhancer 2-like. The record is from RefSeq and is a predicted model, not a curated record. Gene Ontology annotation, molecular function: protein binding. NCBI's taxonomy places the organism in Eukaryota, Metazoa, Chordata, Actinopteri, Cypriniformes, Cyprinidae.
AUAAAAUCUUGUGCAAGGUAGACAUCUAGUGGUCUUUCAUCAGCGUGAAGUGAAAUGAAGUAGUUCAGAUGAUUAAAUACACUUUAAACUAUCUAAAAGUAUAUUAGGCCUAUUUUUAAAAAUAAGUAUUGUAUACGGAGGAAAAGUCGCAUUUCACACAUGAAGUAGCCUACUAAAUAUUUUGUGCAAAACACAUUUAAAUCCCUGAUAUUAAACUGCAUAUAGGCUAUAUUUGCAUUAUAUAAACGCAUUCGUUGAAUCGCAUUUAGGUUUCUAAUAAAAGUAACGUACAGCAGCAGCUGAAAUACUUAACCACCUCCACAAUACUUUCAAAGUGAACGAGUUGCCUUCACUUACAGGGUUUUAGGGAAACUGCUCCCUGCAGUUCUCGCAGAACAAGCAGCACAUUCAUAGGCAGCAGUCAGUCAGUCAGCAGUAUAAUAUCUCUGGAGAAUUUACUUCUCUUUCUCUCUGGAUGUCACAUUUGUUCAAACGCGCCUCAUACAAUGAGGAUUAUAAUCUGGAUCAUCGCGAGCACUUUCCUGUUCAGCGUCAUUUUUACGCAACGACAUCGAAGACCAGUUUUUACAUGUGGAGGGAACUUAACUGGAGACACAGGACUGAUUGGAAGUCAGGGGUAUCCCGGGGUCUACCCACCCAACAACAAAUGUGUGUGGAGAAUUACUGUUCCUCAAGGGAGGGUUGUCUCCCUCUUGUUCAGAGCUCUGGAUCUUGAAAGUGAUAGUCUUUGCAGAUAUGACUUUGUUGAUGUAUACAAUGGCCACAUCAAUGGGCAGCGUCUCGGCCGCUUCUGUGGUACAGCCAAACCCAGAGCACUGGUCACCAACGGAAACAAGAUGCAAGUGGUCAUGGUGUCAGAUGCCAACACAGCUGGGAGUGGUUUCCUUGCUGUAUACUCAGCGAUUCGCCCAAAUGAAAGAGGUGACCGGUAUUGUGGGGGUCUUUUAGACAAACCCUCCGGGACGAUAAAGACCCCUAACUGGCCAGAUAAAGACUACCCAGCAGGAGUAACGUGUUCCUGGCAUAUUGUUGCACCUCAAGACCAGAUCAUUGAGCUGAAGUUUGAGAAGUUUGAUGUGGAGAGAGACAAUUACUGCCGCUAUGACCAUGUGGCUGUGUUUAAUGGUGGAGAAAUGAAUGAGUCACGGAAGAUUGGCAAGUUUUGUGGAGACAGCCCACCCAUGCCAAUUUAUUCUGAUGGCAAUCAUCUCUUCAUCGUGUUCCUGUCAGACCUGAGUCUAACUGCGGAUGGAUUCAUCGGCCAUUACCGCUUUAAAUCACGGAGCCUCAGCACAGCCAGUGCCCCCCUCACCCCCAUGAGCACUAUCCCACCCACCACACCGCCCACAGCCCUUACAUAUUCAGAAGGUCUUUGCAAGCAGAAAUGCAAAAGGACUGGAACAAUUGAAAGCCAUUACUGCUCGAGCAACUUUGUGAUUACCGCCACCCUUAUCUCAGCAGCCAUGAGGGACCACAGCGUCCUCGCCACCUUCUCCAUCCUGCACCUCUAUAAGGAAGGAAGUUUAGCCAUCCAACAGGCUGGGAAGACCAUGAGCACCAAAGUCACGGUCCUCUGUAAAAAAUGCCCUCUGGUCAGAAGAGGGCUUAACUACAUUGUCAUGGGACAGACAGGUGAACAGGGACAAGGUGUUGUGUCUCCUCAUAACUUUGUGAUGGCCUUCAAAACCAAGAAGCAGCGGGAUCUGGGAGUGCUGAAGAAUAUACGCUGCUAAUGCGCACAGGUCACCUCCAUGACUGUUCAUUUCUAUGACUUCAUGCUUUUGAUAACAUUCAUACUUGAAGGACUCUUUCAGUAUUUAAGAGUAGUCUAAUUUGUUUCAUAUUUCUGAAGCACAUUUACUCCAAUAUAGAACAUUUAAAAAAAUCUUUAGUUUGUAUGUUUGUUUUUUUAACCUUGAGGAUCAUUUAUUGUGUUUUACUGUAAAUAUCUUUGACCACAUGAAUCAAUGAUUCCCUCACAUUUAGUUCAACUGAAGAGCUGCAGAGCUUUAUGUAUAUGAAUGAAAGCACUCCCCACAAAACAAACUCUCUCAUUUGCAGUAGCUGCGGGUGUGGUGACAUUUACGUUCCAGGAGAUCUGGACAUGCUGGCCUUUGAAUCUGACAUUUAUCUAAUCUAUCUGGUGUUGUAAUGAGUGAAAGAAGAUUGAAGAUGACAAAAUGAAAUGUUGUCAAAAUGAAGUGCACUGUAAAAUUGGUAUCAUGUCAGCUGAGGUUACUACAAAAAGUUGCUGUUAUUUGAACUCUGAAACCAUAAAAAAAAAAAAAUGCAAACAUUUGUAUAAAAGAGUAUAGCAGUUUUUUCCCCAUAAUAUUUUGGAUUUAUUACUGGAUUAUUCAAAUGAUGGCAGGGAAAAUAGGAUG